AAACCAUUAAUGCUUGCUUUCAUCACUUUGCACGGACUUUUUGAUUGCGAAUUCCCGAACUGUUGCUCCUGUAAAACUUAGCUUGCAUCCAAGCGCUUCGGAUUCCUUGUUUUUGUUUCCUCCUCCAAACUCCCUCCCAGCGAUGUUCGGCUCGGGGAUCAAGAACUUGAGCGUCAGUGUUGACAGGCUGAAUGAGAAGAACACGUUCUCCAGCGGAGACCAAGUCACAGGACGUAUCUCCUUCGAGAUCACAAAGCAAACGAAGAUCACCUCAAUAACGGUGGCGCUGGCAGGAGUGGCGCAUGUCCACUGGUCCACCGGAGGAGGAGGAGGAAGGAGACGGAGGACAACCAGAAAACACCACUCGGCUAAAAUGGAGUACUUUAAUUACAAGGGGGUGAUUUUGCAGGAAAACGGAGUUCGUGGGACAACCAAGCUGUCCCCCGGCACACAUGUGUAUCCGUUUACAUGUCAACUCCCACAGGGAGAUUUCCCAUCCACUUUCCACGGCACCAGUGGGAGAAUACUAUACACCUUGAAAGUGGACAUCUACAGACCCUGGCAUUUGUCCAAGAACUUUGAGACAGAGUUGAACUUUGUGCAUCACAUCAAUACCAACCUGCCAGACUUGUGGGCUCCCCUCUCAGGCACAAACAGCAUGACGCUGUGCUGCCUGUGCUGUGCCUCGGGUCCUCUCACAAUGACAGCCACUGUAGAGAAGAAGGCCUUCAUCCCUGGUGAAACUGUAAAAAUAAAUUGCAACAUUAGCAAUGGCUCGUUUACAACCGCUACUCCGAAGGCGAGGCUGGAACAGAAACAGACUUUCUAUACCCAGAGAAGGGAACGCCACAUCCAGGCUGUCAAACGCUUUAAAUCAGUGUCUGGAGAGCCUGUCGUCGCUCACACCUCUGUUGUGCAGACUGAGAUAAGGCUCACUCUUCCCUCGUCCGCAUAUCUCACCAUCUCAAAUUGCAGUAUCUUGGAGGUUGAAUACAAAAUCGAGGUGAGCCUUUCUGUGCGAACUUUUCCUGACGUCACUGUACUGGUUCCCAUCAUCCUUUAUGAUGGCUCUGCACACACCAACUCCCUACCUUUAUCGUGAGCAAAUUUCUGAAUUGUAUCGAUUAUUUCUGCUGGGAGAGCCUUACGGGAUUUCCUCUGCCUGGGAUUGACCUCCACCACUAAUAAUUUAAUUUUUUACAGCUCAGUGCAGGUUUUGCCUGGUCUCAUUUUCUUAUCUUUAGCUUUUCAGGUGCAAAAUGUAUUCUUCACAUUGUCAAAUAUUAUCUCAGCUUAUUAUAUUGUUUACUCCUUGAUGUUUUGCAUGUGUCAAGGAGUUUUUAUACCAUUGUAUUGAUUAACACAUAACCCUGUUUUGCUUUAUUAUUGCACCUACAAUAGUGCAAAUGAAUUGUGUGCUAUUAACAGACAGUAACAGUACUUCAGUUGUAUCUUCAUAGUAUCAUUCUGCUCACAGGAAAGCUGUUUGUAGAAAGAUUGUUGAUAUUUAGUUUGUUAGUAUAUUUAAUAUGUACCAGAUUUACUGUCCCCGUAAGCCCCCAUUCCCCCUUUCCUCCCAUCUCACCUCCCCUUCCCUUCCACCUUGUCCUGUCCAUGAGCACAAACUGAAGCAUGCACAGGACAAUCAAUCAGAGCCACUUUGUUUGGUUUCCCUUCACAGAGCCAGGGCUGGGUACACAGAACCAACAGGUAUAGUGAACCAUUUGCUGAAAAUGGCAAAAAAAAAAGUUUGGGAUUAGAAUCACACACUGCACCUUUAAACAUGGUCUUCCCAUGUUUAAAAGUGGGUCUGACAUUUUUUUUUAUUAUCUGUAUAUGCCUAUGAAAAGUGUAGAUUUAACUCAUGCAGAAUGUCAUUACACAUUUGUCAUGACAACUGUGUGUUCAUUGUGUAGAAUGAAAUAGUUAUUGCAUAUUACUGUUUUAAAGACGCACACAAAAGGUUUUUAAUCUAUGUCAGCAUAUCAGUGUAAUGGUAAAAAUAUUGUUUUAAAUGUGUAUACAGUAUACACCAUAGUGUCUUGUUUAUAUGCCAAAGAAUUCUUUUGGAUAUUUAAUAGAAGCCAAAGACAUAACUGCUUUGUGGAAGCUGCCUUAUAACAUCUGACUGCCAGUAGACAAGCUUUCAUUAAGCUUCAGCAGGAUCAUGGUGAUAAAGUAUUCCACGAUCAUGACACAGGCAGCCGGGAGAAGUGGCUGACAGGGUACAUAUCAGUGGAGAUAUAGAACUCCUUGUAAAUCUAAACGCCAGCUUGUUCUGAAUUUACAUGUUAUCAGAUGAGAUGUUGUUUCUGAAUUGACUGAACACCAGUGCAACGCUGGAUUCAUGUUAUACUGGACAUAAAAUAACUAAAUAACUUGUUGUAGAUACAAUCUAGUGUUUACAAUGUGUUCAUUCUGGUACUAUACUGAACAACCACUGAAUUUUUAACCCUCACACUUCCACUAUGAUGCCUGAGAGUAUUCGCCAACUAGUGUAGUUUGAAAGUAUUGGAAGUAAUGUGUGGAAUGAGAGAAGCGGCUGAACACGAUGACGUGCAGCUACAGUCUGCAGAUGUCAGGUCACGUGAACACGCACAAGUUGUAAACAUGGGCAGUCUUUGGCAGAAUGUUGUACUAUGGGUAGGGAUGAAAGAAAUGUUUUGUGAUGUACUUUUUGAUGUUGAAAAUUGUCCAUUGCUUUGAUGAAUUUGAUACGGUCAAUAAUGCAACAUCUGCUGGCCAAACCUUAACAUUGUAUACGAUGACUCAGGGUACAAUGUGAUGUAACAGUGAGGAAAACAUCUCUUUCUAAUGUUUUGAACAAUAAAGGUCAUAUAUGUA
This is a messenger RNA of Acanthochromis polyacanthus (spiny chromis), 2844 nucleotides long. RefSeq names its product arrestin domain-containing protein 3-like. Gene Ontology annotation, cellular component: cytoplasm; plasma membrane. Lineage: Eukaryota; Metazoa; Chordata; Actinopteri; Pomacentridae. Gene Ontology annotation, biological process: protein transport. The transcript has 6 exons. The coding region runs from base 143 to 1102 and encodes 319 amino acids. The record is from RefSeq and is a predicted model, not a curated record.